Williopsis jadinii is the source of this 1783-nucleotide messenger RNA. RefSeq lists its product as uncharacterized. The transcript has a single exon. Lineage: Eukaryota; Fungi; Ascomycota; Saccharomycetes; Phaffomycetales; Wickerhamomycetaceae. The record is from RefSeq and is a predicted model, not a curated record. The coding region runs from base 303 to 1748 and encodes 481 amino acids.
CGUACUCAAUGGCCGAUUUGUUCAUCCGUAAAUGUGGAAAGUUUUCCGGUGAAAAAUUCGGCUAGUGAUUAUGUAAGCACGAGACUAGCCCUUCUCGAGGGACUAGACAUUUUCGAGAAGAGACAUUCGAGACUUUUCCUGUGCGGACAAAACCAGAGACAAAGCCAGAGACAAAGUCAUCGACAACGCCAUAGACGAGGACAGACGGCGAGACUCAGUGCUUGGACCAGGUGACUUGUUGUUCGGUGUGCUUGGACUCUUGCUCGUGUGUGUGUGUUACUUGCUCGCUGAACUUGCCUAAUAUGUUACGUUUCUGCUCCAAGAGAUGGUACACGACAGUAUCGUCCGAUGAGGUAUCAACUCUUCUAAGGAACCUCUCAAACAAGCCGACAAUGGAGACUGCCAGGAGAUUUGAGUCUCUGGUUGAGCAAUUGGAUGAUGUCUCUGAGAGAUCAAGGCUCUGUGAUCAGGUGCUGGGUAAGCUGCGACCAACUACAAAGGAUUCAAUGCUCAUCACAACAUUGAACCACUUGCGAGUGGAGGACACGAGUCUGGCGAGCAUUUUGAAUCUACUGCACAUAAUGACUACACUGGGCCAAUCCAACGUGAAGAACUUGAAGGAGGCUAAGUAUAUCACUCAGUUUCUGUCAAAGUACUGUGAUUCCAAUAUCAAUUUGGUUCGUACAUUGGAGAGACUUGUUGAUGAAUCGCUAACACCUUUGAGUGCGAAUACCUUGAUAAUAAUGUAUAUAAGGACAGGCGAUCUGUCAAAGGCAUUGAAGUUCCUGCUAAGGAUAUCACAGCAGAAUCUAAGGAUACGAGACUCGACCGUGGAGAUGUUGAUGAUGCACUGUUCAUAUAAGGGUGAUUUCCACUCUGUUCGUAUCGUUAAAGAGAUUGCCGACUUCUUCAAGUACGAAAUCUAUCCACGGACUUGGUCAGUGGUGUACUCCUGUGCCAUCGAACAAGGUGAGAUAGCGUAUUGUCGAGAACGGCUAGGCCAUAUGCUGUGCUAUACUUUCAUAGAGAAUGGAACCAUAGUGGCUUUAGCUGAGCUUCUGGAACGCCAUGCUUCAAUAGGCGAAAUGGGUUCCAUACUGAAAACAGCAAGAAUGAAAUCUUCACUGACACCUGAACUUCAUGGAAGAUUAAGAAGAACGAUGGUUGAAUCGUUUGCCUUGAGAGAUGGAUUCAGAAAUAGCUGGAAGUUCCUAUCUCAGAGUCACGAAAAGGGUAUGUUGGAAGUCAUAGACUAUCCAAACCUUUUGAACAAAUUUCAACUGACUUUGAGAGAAGGCCAAGCUGAUGCUCUGUUGAUAAAGAUGCAGUCAAAUGACCCCGUGGAGGUGAAAUGCUUCUAUCUUUCAUUGGCAAUUGCAAAGAGCGUUGAAGUGGAUAGAUUGGAAAAUAUCAUAACAAUCUUGAUAACCAACCCAAGGCUCAAGAGACACCUGAACGAAGAAUCAAUAUGGCAGCUAAUAUGUGGCUUAAAGAAAUCUGGCGAUAACCAUCAACUGGAUAUGGUGUUGACUUUAUUGCUAUCUUCACACUUAAAACUUUGGAAGCCGAAAACUGUGAAUCAAUUGCUCAAACUGGUAUUAGAAUCACAGUAUUGGUUCAAAGCCUUUGAAGUGAUAAAGAUAAUACGAAUUCCAAAUUACAAAUUUGAUGAACAGGUUGCUUCAAAGAUCAAGUCACUCUGUCUCGAUAACAACUUGGACCUCAAGACGAUUGAGAUGUACAUGUAAAUAGUUUUAUUCAUCGUGAGUAUUAUACCGUGGAA